UUCUAUGUCAAGUGACCUUGUGCACUGCGUCUGUUCUGGUUGAAGCCAGUGUCCUGUAUAGGAGCGAUGGUUUCUUCGCGAUGGAUGCUUGAAAGUGGCUGCAAGGGAUGGGACUGCAGAAACCCAAAUUGGAGAGAGACUGCGGCUGCCAUCCCGGCCAAUGGCUCGCUUGCAGAAGGUAGUGUAGAUAGUAUAAGAUACGCUACCAGUCUGCUUUACAAGUCUGCUCCGAACCCCAGAGAAUCAAUUCAAUACAUCACAUACAGAAUGAAUAUUCGCUGUUAUAUUAUAUUAUAAGCCAGACAGGGUCCUGUCGCUGAGUGUCUCCGAGAUCAUGACUUUCCGGUCUCAAGUGUUGGGCUUAAUUCCGUUGAAAUGGCGCAACUCACCGGGCUCAUGCGACGAGACUGGGGAAUGGACAUCAGGGUUGAAAGACUGCAGGAACCAGGAUUGACAAUCGGGCGACUGGAAGAAUUAUUCCAUAGUAACGCCGGAGCGGCUGACAAUGAGAUGGCAGUGGAUAUCCUCGACGAGCUAAACCAUAUCCUACCACAAAUAAACUUGGCGCCUCACCACACCAAGAAGACCAUAUUUGUGACAUCAAUUACCGGGUUCCUUGGAAGUCAAGUGCUGCGCUGUAUACUCGCGGAUCCCAAUGUCGGACAUAUCAUAGGGUUAGUCCGGGCAAAAGAGAUAUCCGAAGCCGAGCAAAAGAUCCAAUAUCAUGCUGAGAUCGGUGGCUGGUGGACGGGAAAUCUGGACCCGCGUGUUGAGAUCUGGCUUGGAGAUUUGAGCAAGAAAAAACUGGGGCUGUCUGCAGAAAAAUGGAAGUGCCUCACUGGAGAGUUGAGCGAGACGCGAAUUGAUGGCAUUAUCCACAGCGGAGCGAGAGUCAACUGGCUUGACUCCUAUGGGAGUCUCCGACCGACUAAUGUCGACAGUACCGUGGAGGUUCUUUCUGCUGUGGCGAUGCGAUCCAGGCCAUGUGCUCUGACCUAUGUUUCAGGCGGGUAUCUUCCAGCAGCGGAUGAAUCGGAAAAAGACAUCGCGAGGAAGCUUGAGCAUGCCAGUGGAUAUGAUCAGACCAAGAUGUUGUCGAGGUUGUUGGUGGAGCAGUACAACGACAACGUCUACAGGCUUGAGGACCCAUAUCUUCCAACCGCGCAGACGAUUCAACCUGGCUAUAUUGUUGGAACCAGGACCGAGGGUGUCGCUCAUACGGAGGACUUUCUGUGGCGGCUUGCGUCCAGCAUUCUCAGUCUUGGCGCGAUCAGCGAGGAUUUGACCGACGCGCACAUUCCUGUAGCUGGUGUUGAUCAGAUUGCACGAUUGGUAGUCGAGAACACAACUAGAAGGACACCCCAGUCUAAACGUGACGUCGACUGCUGGGAUGGGCUCACGCUGGGUGAGCUAUGUGCGAUACUGCAGCGGGAGACGGGGAUUACGGUGAAGACCAUGCUACACGACGAGUGGAUGCGCGCACUAAGCUCAGACGUCAGUUCUAGAUCCGACCAUCCAUUUAUUCCGGUGCUGCAGUGGUUUGAAGACAAUCAGUGGCAGUUUGCGAGCAAAGUGGUGGAUGAUUCUCAUGAGCCAGUCUUUGAGCGGGAGGAGAUUGUGGAGGCCAUUGUCAGAAGUGUAUCAUAUUUGGUUGAGAUAGGAUUCCUGCCUUGCAAAGACAAGAGAGAGGAGCCAGAAGGGUGUGGAACAAUGCCGAUAUUCGAGAGAAGUAACUAGAUUAGAGACAGAGGAGGAGAGAGUCGAACAGAAUAAUGAUUGUUGAUAAGGCAUGACCGAGUAAGAGUAAGUAGUAGAUGUGGUAGAUGUGAUGGGCAGCCCCGCCCCGCGGUAGUCACGCCGCCUGUCGAUCAUGUGACAUCUUUUGCUUCUUGCUUCUUGCUUCU
Messenger RNA from Aspergillus aculeatinus CBS 121060, 1904 nucleotides. RefSeq lists its product as uncharacterized. The record is from RefSeq and is a predicted model, not a curated record. Bases 376 to 1737 code for a protein of 453 amino acids. Lineage: Eukaryota; Fungi; Ascomycota; Eurotiomycetes; Eurotiales; Aspergillaceae. The transcript has a single exon.